Messenger RNA from Chironomus riparius, 1579 nucleotides. Lineage: Eukaryota; Metazoa; Arthropoda; Insecta; Diptera; Chironomidae. The record is from the annotation of a GenBank genome assembly.
CUUCUGGAUAAUAUAGAAAGGCAAUUAUAAAAACAAUCACAAAAGUAAAUAAACAGAUCUACUCAUUUAAAAAUAAUAAAUGCACAAUGAGUAUGUGCCGGGUGUGCUUGCAUGAAGGCAAGGCAGAAGCUAUAGCAAUUAUUGAAAUAUUUAACAAUCGAUCAGUAGCAGAAAUUGUCAAUUUUUGUGCUGGAAUUGAGAUAUCCACUCAAGACAGUCUUCCUCAAACAGUCUGUUCGCAAUGUCUAGAAUCACUAAUCUUAGCCUGUAAUAUAAAAGAAAUGUGCAUUAAUUCAGACAUAAUUUUGAAACAGCAAAUUAAGUCAAUUAAGGAUGAAGAAUUAUUAAAUUCUGAAUUGAAAUGUGAAGCUAGACUUAAUUUUGAUUCCAAUAUAUUUAAUGAUGAUUGUGAUAGAAUUGGAACUGAUUUUAAAUCCAAAAGUUUUCAUCAAGAACAAAAACUAGUUUCAAAUGAAACUGAAAUCAAAGAACUUUCAGUAUAUAAAUUUCAAAAACAAAGCGAUUUUUCACAUCUAGAAAAAAAAUCAACUCCCACCAAGAAGUCAAGGUCCAUUCAUAAAAGAGAACCCCAACUGCCAUUCAAAUGCUACCUUUGUGAAUUAGAAUUUAGAUACAGAAAAGACAAAUUCGAGCAUCUUGAGCUAUUCCAUACAACAGAUGAACUAAAAUGCAAAUUAUGCAAGCACAAAUCACAGACUGCUAGAGGAUUAGACAAUCAUCUAAUGGUCCACGAGAAUCCUGACUUGUUAUUUCACAUGUGCCAUAUUUGUGGAAAGAAAAAUUAUCAAAAAGCUUGUGAGCUAAGACGUCACAUUAAAUUAGCUCAUGGCGACAAGACAAAACGUUUAAUUAAUUUUUAUUGUGAUAAUUGUGAUUUUAAAACAUUCUCAAAGAUGAAUAUGAAGCGACAUUUGAGUACGAUUCAUUUAAAAAUUAAAGCUUAUGGAUGCCAAUUCUGUCCUGAUAAGAAAUAUACAUCAAAAAUUACACUUGAUCAGCACAUGAUAUCCAAACAUGGUCAGGAAACGGAAUUCAUUUGUCAGUGCUGUAAAAGAAAAUUUCCAACAAUGUCAUUUUUAAGAAGUCAUUUAAAAUCGACAUGUUCUGGAAGUCCUGGCUCUGUAAGAGAACGUGCUGAUCCUAAUGCAUAUAGAGAGCCUUUAUAUGAUGAAUUAGAUCAUUAUAGAUGUAAACUUUGUGGAUUGGUUUUCGAAGGAAAAGGCAAAAUUUCUCAGCACUAUGCACAGAGGCACAAACAUAAUAAUUCUUGUAAUUUAUGUGCUGCAACCUUUAAUAGCUACUCAAAUUUAAAGAAACAUAUCCAAAUACUUCAUAAUAAAAUUCAUAAAUACAACUGUAGUUAUUGUACAAGAUCGUUUGGACAGAAGAAUCAACUGCAGUCUCAUAUAAAUACUCAUACAGGAGACAAACCAUUCCAGUGUAAAUUUGACUGUUGUGACUUUAGAAGUGGCGAUUUAUCAGCUGUAAGCAAGCAUCAGAAAAAAUGUGGAAAUAAUCCUGCCAAUAAAUAUUAAAAUUAUAUUGAAGAAAAUUAAAA